Peniophora sp. CBMAI 1063 is the source of this 1062-nucleotide messenger RNA. The record is from the annotation of a GenBank genome assembly. Lineage: Eukaryota; Fungi; Basidiomycota; Agaricomycetes; Russulales; Peniophoraceae.
AUGGCAAACCAAACGGCCAACUACACGCUCACCGUGACGACGAUAUUCUCCGCUCGGCAGACGGAGCUACAUGAUCUCGCUCGGCCACUGCCGACCCUCUCCGAAUUGGUUGAUACGUGCAUGGUCGGUGUCACUCUAUUCCUGUUCACCACUUUCCGGACAUGGUUGUAUGUCUCAAAAGGCCGCAACGCUCCGCGUAGUAUGGCUCCACGCAUCGUGGCGUGUUUAUGGUUAGUGGACGCGAUGCGAUUUGUCUCGUCGUGCGAGAGACUGUACGGGAUACGUGUCUACUCGGCAGAGCAGCUGCCUCUGUCCAGAGAAAGCAUAUCUAGAAUCACGAGGUUACUGCGGAUGAUCAUUGUACCUAUGAUAUCGACACAUGUCUAUAUAACCUUUGUCACAUGGACGGAAAUCUACACAGCGACUGGAUAUAGCAAGAUUCAAGCGCUGCUCUGGACGGCGAUAGCAACAUUCUGUCCCGGUGUAGACAGGCGCCUCGCUGUGUCACAUUGCCUGGCGUUCGCUCGAUUGGGUUUCAUCGGUACUGCUCGCGCCUUGAUGAGCCCCGAUAAUGAUAUUGGAUCAGGAUGCCCUCGAUUGAGAAUGUCGUCAGGUCUUGCAGGUUUGAUUUCGAGGCGACCGGAAUCGCGACGACGACGACUUGUCGGCACACUGGUCAUGUUACUGCUGAAUUACCUGGCAAUCGUAUGGAUCCGAAGCAUCAGCGCAACACUCCAGAUGAAGUUUCUCCCAGGUCACCAAGACCUCAAAGUCAGCAUUCCACUGAGUAGCUUUUACACCGCGCUCUAUCUGUCCAUCAGAUCCAGACAAGUGGACCAUUCCGACGUCAGUCCCCCUCAAGCUGGGCCACAGCGAGUUCAAGAUGUCGUACAAGAAGAAACGCAACGAGCCCCGGCCCAACAGCAGGCACCGCUCGUUGCAAUCGAAAGACCGCGCGUGAAGACACCUCCACCACUGGCCAUGUCCAAGCUCACGGAAGAUGCAGUCACUGCUUAUCUGCCGCUUGCUCUCGCACUCGGAACUGCUGCACUAUGUGGUUGA